CAAGCCUGCAAGUUCACACGCAGGGUAAAGAAUUCCCUCCAACGUAGUGGCGCUGGCGCAGAGCAUUGUGGGUACCGGUGGAAACUGAAAGCAAACAGCUUGUUGCUUCGGCUUCAUUUAUUUCAGACAAGACUAUAAGCUCUGCCCUCACAUUUGUGACCCAGCCAUGUCUUCGACAUCCCAAAAACAUAAAGAGUUCGUCGCCGAACCCAUGGGGGAAAAGCCUGUGAACGCUCUAGCAGGCAUCGGAGAAGUCCUAGGCAAAAAAUUGGAGGAAAAAGGCUUUGAUAAGGCGUACGUUGUCCUGGGCCAGUUUCUAGUUCUGAAGAAAGACGAGGAGCUUUUCAAAGACUGGCUUAAAGACACCUGUGGAGCAAAUGCCAAGCAGCAACGUGACUGCUACGGCUGUCUUAAGGAAUGGUGUGACGCCUUCCUAUAAAUCCUGUUGUCGAUCUUUUUUUCUUUCUUUUCUUUCUUUUUUUUUUUUUACUUCUGAAGUCUGAAAUGUACAUUACCUCCUCAGCUAUCCCCAGACAAUUCUGCGACAAAUCCUCACUAGUUUUCACUAAACCACUAAAGUAACACACAGCCUUUAUUUCCAUUCAACAGAUUCCUGCUCAGUUUUAAGUUAAUGCCAAAACACAUCGGCUCUGAUUUUAUUGGGAUUGACUCAGCAGCUGUUUGAAGAGUCGAAUCUGAGCGUGUAGAGUUGGAUGAAAGCUGUGUGUUUCAGCUUUUAUGCAGUAAUGACACCUUCUAAUGUCUACUCACUCUUAAUGCCCUUUUUAUGCAAAACAGGUGAAAUAAUUUCCAAUGUUAACACAUCUAUACCAUCACUGUCUGUAUUGCUUGUAGUUCACGAACAAUCCAGGUUGUGGUUUUUGCUCCUUUUACUGUAGCUAGGGCUUUUAAAUGUUAUUACACUUCUGUUUUAUCGUCUGGAAUAAAGAUCUGCGCUUAACUUGAUACCUUGGUUUAAAUAUAAAAAAAAAGUAAACUGCAUUGAAAAUUUGCCAUUCUGUGCUUAAUACUCACGCAUGUAGAAAAUCACUGUUAGUUCAGAGUUUUUUUUUCACAAGGACUAUUUUUAAUUGUAGUUCCCGCUAAAGAUAAGCAUGAUGCUGACUAACUGCUGUCUACAGGGCGAUGUUCAGUAUUAGUUUUCUACCACAGUAUUUGUUAGCGAACAAAAAGUUCAGUUUUGCUCCAUUUGCCACUGCUGUUGUAGAAAACUGCGAUGCUGCCUGCAUUUAACACACUUGCUAAGUUUGACAAAAGGAUUUUUUACUAAAUAAUAAAUUCUGCUCUAAGUCCUUGUUAGGCUGUUUUGUUGGACGACUCAGAAAAAGUUACCUUUUCUGCUAAAAAUAAAGCUGAAAUGAUUUGAUUCUUGUUCUAGCUGUAAAGUCGUAGAAAACUUUAGAAAUUGAUCUUUUCUGUUUGGACUUGAAAAAAUGAAGGAACAUCCCCAUUGGGUUACCUGGAGAGGGAAAUGUACAUGACUGAAGAUGCUGAUGCAACAAACCUGGAAACCGUUCAGAUAAACUAUAUUACCUGACUUGUAGCUCGAACACUUGUGCACUGCUUUUUAGGUGACGAUUCGCUCUGACCCUCGUUUAGUUUUAGCUGUCAGAAGCCUUAUCGCAUGCUGUUGUAAAGAUGUAUUUAUCACUAAUUGGGAUAUCGAUCACAAUGCAGAUUGAUAUCUAGACGCCACCAACAGCUAUAUGAAAAUGGUCAUUGAGGUAUCUGUGAAAACACUGGCCCGUUCGUUUUGAUCUCACUGAAAAAAAAACAAUAAACGACAUGUGUCACAUUCA
This is a messenger RNA of Cyprinodon variegatus (sheepshead minnow), 1820 nucleotides long. It is a transcript of the gene banf1, whose product is annotated as barrier to autointegration factor 1. Lineage: Eukaryota; Metazoa; Chordata; Actinopteri; Cyprinodontiformes; Cyprinodontidae. The transcript is spliced from 3 exons. The record is from RefSeq and is a predicted model, not a curated record. Bases 167 to 439 code for a protein of 90 amino acids. Gene Ontology annotation, molecular function: DNA binding.